GGAUCCCAAGUGGAUGAGUGGAGGGACCUUAACUCUAUGGGCCAGAACUUGGGGAGGGUGAGAGGUGGUGAGUUAGAUCCACCACCUGGUGGGUCUUCAGUUCCAACCAGGAUUCCUGGGUCCUGGCUCCCCAAGCCCAACCAGCUGGGGAAAGACUGGGGGUGCCAAAGCCAGCAGUGGGCCCAGCAGAGGGGCCCAGGGGUAUAGCCAGCUGCCCAUCCUCUGUCAGAAGCUGAGAAGAGCCGAGCCCGCAGAGAAGUGAGCAGGUGUUGUGCCGGGUGUUUGUGAAUUCCUGUGUGCACGCACAGCUCUGCCAUCUGGUGCCAUCAUGGUGGGCCCCUGGAGAUGGCUGGCAGUUUGUGUGCUGGCCAUGUCCCUGGCCUCUGCAGUGACGGAGGAGAACGUGUGCCGAGCACAAGAUGGGAAGAACGGGGCUGCAGGAAGACCUGGCCGACCAGGGCGGCCAGGCCUCAAGGGGGAGCAAGGACAGCCGGGAGCCCCUGGCAUCCGGACAGGCAUCCGAGGCCUUAAAGGAGACCGAGGGGAAGCUGGGUCCCCUGGAGCCCCUGGCAAGGUGGGCUACCCGGGGCCCAGUGGCCCCUUGGGGGACCGUGGCCUUCCGGGAGUGAAGGGGAUCAAAGGCAACCCAGGGAACAUCAGGGACCAGCCACGGCCGGCCUUCUCAGCCAUCAGGCGGAAUCCACCAACAGGUGGCAAUGUGGUCAUCUUCGAUAUGGUCAUCACCAACCAGGAAGGCCGAUACCAGAACAACUCAGGCCGGUUUGUCUGUGCUGUACCUGGCUACUAUUACUUCACCUUCCAGGUGGUGACCAAGUGGGACAUCUGCUUGUCCAUUGUGUCCUCCUUGAAAGGCCAGAUCCGGCGCUCCCUGGGCUUCUGUGACACCAACAGCAGGGGGCUCUUCCAGGUGGUGUCUGGGGGCACAGUGCUCCACCUGCAACAAAAUGACCAGGUCUGGAUCGAAAAAGACCCCAAUAAGGGCCGCAUUUACCAAGGCUCUGAGGUUGACAGCAUCUUCAGCGGCUUCCUCAUCUUCCCAUCUGCCUGAAUCAGGGCAGGACCCCCCUCCCCAACCCUGACCUCGUCCACUUUCUGCUGUGUGACCCUGGCCCACUCACUCCACCUCUCUGGCUUCUGUGUACCACUCUGUAAAAAAUGAGGGUGUGGUUCCUUUAGCUGUCAGAAGGGAGAGGGCUGGCUCUGAGAGCCGGUAGGACUUGCUGCCCCACCACUUACUGUAAGAAGAUGGUUUUUUAGAACUCUUCCUGUAAUAAACAUCUGAGUCUGUG
This is a messenger RNA of Nycticebus coucang (slow loris), 1310 nucleotides long. RefSeq names its product complement C1q A chain (gene C1QA). The coding region runs from base 329 to 1069 and encodes 246 amino acids. The transcript has 3 exons. The record is from RefSeq and is a predicted model, not a curated record. NCBI's taxonomy places the organism in Eukaryota, Metazoa, Chordata, Mammalia, Primates, Lorisidae. Gene Ontology annotation, molecular function: protein binding.